AUGGCGUUGAUCUUGAGGGGUGAUGAAGUUGAAGUUUGCAGCAAGCAAGUCGGUUUUGUGGGUUCUUACUACGCAGCCAUUGUGAUCAACAACUAUGGCAACCAAUCCUAUGCUGUGCGCUACAAGAACUUGGUCUCAGAAGACGAUGAAUCUCAGCCACUCAUUGAGAUUGUCUCCGCCGACGGGGUCAGGCCCAUGCCACAUACCGUUUCGGCUACUGAGUUUUCUCUAUAUGAUGGGGUUGAUGCUUAUGAUAAUGAUGGCUGGUGGGUCGGCAGGAUUUCUGGGAAGCAAGACUCUGAUCACUACUAUGUGUUCUUCGACACAUAUGGGGUUGAGAUUCUAUAUCCACUCUCUCGCUUGAGGCCUCAUCGUGAAACCAAUGGCAUGUGGGCAGUCGUUCAAUCUUCUCAUGAAAAACCACCGCGCACCCUUGGUGCAGUGGUCACUUCAUAA
Messenger RNA from Quercus lobata, 456 nucleotides. Its product is annotated as protein AGENET DOMAIN (AGD)-CONTAINING P1-like. The transcript has 2 exons. Bases 1 to 456 code for a protein of 151 amino acids. Lineage: Eukaryota; Viridiplantae; Streptophyta; Magnoliopsida; Fagales; Fagaceae. The record is from RefSeq and is a predicted model, not a curated record.